Vanrija pseudolonga is the source of this 2324-nucleotide messenger RNA. RefSeq names its product Guanine nucleotide-binding protein subunit alpha (gene GPA1). The transcript is spliced from 6 exons. Gene Ontology annotation, molecular function: GTP binding; G protein-coupled receptor binding; GTPase activity. Lineage: Eukaryota; Fungi; Basidiomycota; Tremellomycetes; Trichosporonales; Trichosporonaceae. Gene Ontology annotation, biological process: adenylate cyclase-activating G protein-coupled receptor signaling pathway. Gene Ontology annotation, cellular component: heterotrimeric G-protein complex. The record is from RefSeq and is a predicted model, not a curated record. Bases 634 to 1971 code for a protein of 445 amino acids.
CACGACGACUCUCUUUGGCCAAGAGAACGCACCGUGCACUCACAGCGCAAUACACUCACAUCUCCGCCUGUUUAUAUUACUCGUUGGACAACGCCCUCUCCCCGUCUUCGGCCACUUUUGCCCCCCCAAAUUUCAACUUGCUCAGCUUCGGCCUUGCCUUACUCUUGCCCCCCGGCCACGCGCGCGUUGGUUCCCUUUGGUUGAUUAACCACUCUCGCCGCCUCGUCCUUCGAUCGAUCACACCGUCUACACCGCCAGCGGCGAGCGACCCGUGACAAAGCGAGCCAAGGCAACACAGACUCACUUCCCUUUGCACAACAACUACUCGGAAUCCAUCAUCCAUCUCUCGGUCUCGCCAAACGCAAAAACGACACAACUUCCCCCCAGCAAGUCAUCCCACGCGCAACAAACCCCCCCCCGCAAGCCCUCCCGGUCAGCGUGCAUCUCAUCAAUCCAAAUCCACGCCCUCUAGCCGCUGCCGCCGUCGGGCACCAGCCAAACACAUCCGUCGCGCCGCUUGUCUCAGCGAUCACAAUCGGCCAGUGACCCAACCUUCUUCAACCCAACGAGCCAACCCCGGACCUCCCGACACGAAACUUUCCCACAGCCCAUCCACGUUCUCCCGCAUCAACAAUGGGUGGCUGUGUCUCGUCUGAAUCGACCGCGGUCGACCAGCGCAGGACAACUGACCCCGCCGCAAAGAAGCCCGCCGCUCCACCAGCAGCCUCGACACCGGCACCCAAGGCGGCCGUUGCCACUCCCCCUGCCGCUGCUGCCGCGGCGACCCCAGCAGCUGAGGCGCCAGCAGCAGCGGCUGCGACGGCAAACGGGUCGCCCACACCAGGAAACAACUCGACGGCGGCACCUGCCGCCGGAGGCAACGCCCAGGGCCUCGCGGCGGCGCUCGCCCAGGCACCAGACGCGGGCGACGUUGGGGGCAAGAGCAGCAAGAGCAACAACAGCAAUGUCAUUGACCGUCAGCUUGAGGACGACUCGAAGAAGCUGAAGAAGGAAUGCAAGAUUCUGCUCCUCGGUUCUGGCGAGUCGGGCAAGUCUACGAUCGUCAAGCAGAUGAAGAUUAUCCACCAGAACGGCUACUCGCGUGACGAGCUGAUGCAGUUCAAGACCGUUGUCCACAAGAAUGUUAUCGACUCGGCUCAGGCCUUGGUCAUGGCGAUGAGGAAACUCGGCGUCGACCCAGAGGACCCAACAAACAGGACACACGCGGACCGUAUCCUCGAGUACCGGAUGGAGGCCGACGCCCCCGUGCCAACAGAAAUCUUCCGCGCGAUCGAGGCGCUCUGGCACGACCCGAUCAUUCCCGUGGUUAUGGACCGCUCAUCAGAGUUCUACCUCAUGGACUCUGCGACCUACUUCUUUGCCAACAUUCGCCGCAUCUCCGAGCCAGGCUACGUUCCUGACGAGGCCGAUGUCCUCCGCGCAAGGACAAAGACGACGGGUAUAACCGAGACGCGCUUCAACAUGGGCCAGCUCAGCAUCCACAUGUUUGACGUCGGUGGCCAGCGAAGUGAGCGUAAGAAGUGGAUCCACUGCUUCGAGGCCGUCACCUCGAUCAUCUUCUGCGUCGCCUUGUCAGAGUACGACCAGGUCCUCCUCGAGGAGAACGGCCAGAACCGAAUGCAGGAGUCGCUCGUCCUGUUCGAAUCCGUCAUCAACUCGCGCUGGUUCCUCCGCACCUCGGUCAUCUUGUUCCUCAACAAGAUUGACAUUUUCAAGCAGAAGUUGCCAAAGGUGCCUCUGGUCAACUACUUCCCCGAGUACACUGGUGGUGCCGACAUCAACAAGGCUGCCAAGUACAUUCUCUGGCGUUUCACCCAGACCAACCGUGCUCGCCUCUCGGUGUACCCCCACUUGACACAGGCUACGGACACGUCCAACAUCAGCCUCGUCUUUGCGGCCGUCAAGGAGACAAUCUUGCAAAACGCGCUGCGCGACUCUGGCAUCUUAUAGUCUGGCGUCUCUCCCUCUCUCUCUACCUCUCUACCAGUGUAUCAUCCUCGUCCAUUCUGUGCCGCCGCAGUCGCCGUCGCCCUCGCAAGAUCAGUCAUAACAGUAACAGUACUUCAUACGUUUGUGUGCACCUUCUCGUUGCCAUCCACGCCAUCCGAAGCCGUCGUUGUGGUUGCGUGCUACGCCUCGCCGGCCCGCUCUCCUCGAGCAGCGGCAGCCAGCCAGCCAGCCGUGGCCGCCGCUACCCAAUGACGUCUUGUCCAGCCAAGUCACUUGACAAAUACCGAUUGGAUUCUGUUCACCCCGCUUUAUAGUCUUUUCGACAGUCGUGUGUCAUGUGAUUGUGCUGCAUG